AUGAAUAAGUACAUUUUGUCCAAAGAAAGGAGGUCGGAAAUAGAGUCCAUAUUUAACGAAUUUGAUAAGAACAAAAAUGGAUUAGAUGGGAAGCAGUUAAUAUAUUUACUAAAAUCGAUUGGCAUAUACCUGAACAAAGACGAAUCCGCGGCUUUAUUGGACGAAUGCAGGAUACACGGUAACCUAAAUUUAAAUAAUUUCUACGCCAUUAUGCAAGAAUUUUACUAUGAUGAAAAUAUUGGAAAAUUGCUAUUAACGUCACUGCAAGCUCAUACAAGGGAAAGCGCUAAAACGAUUACCAUUGCGAAGCUAAAAAAUUUGUUGAUGACGUUGGGUAAGAGGCUACAAAAAAAGGAAACAAAAAAAAUUCAUUCCAAUACAGGUACCGGUGUGAGGCUGACAGAAGAUGAAGUAGACGCCUUUUUAAAUGUAGAAUUCAACGCGAAUAAAAACAAGGACAUAUCAUUUGAUGAUUUUAUAUACAAGUAA
Plasmodium cynomolgi strain B is the source of this 489-nucleotide messenger RNA. Its product is annotated as centrin. Bases 1 to 489 code for a protein of 162 amino acids. Gene Ontology annotation, molecular function: calcium ion binding. Gene Ontology annotation, cellular component: myosin II complex. The record is from RefSeq and is a predicted model, not a curated record. Lineage: Eukaryota; Apicomplexa; Aconoidasida; Haemosporida; Plasmodiidae. The transcript has 4 exons.